UAUUACGUUGAAUUUGGUUUCUUCACUGCAUCACGGUACAUUUGAGUAGUUUAGCAUGCUUUGAUUGACAUUUAUGCAACGUCUUGCCAAGCAUCACACAGCAUCGUUGUUUAUACUACGGCUGCUUGCACAUUCAAAAGUCAAACACUUAUCUUUGACGUUUCACAGUGUGGGGACAGUGUUGAAUCGACUUUCGAUGCAAGUUGCUACUCGUGCAACCAACUAAAAACUUGUGAAAUAAAACGUUCGAAAAUAAUAAUUAAAGUGGUUAAUUUAAAAAUAAAACAGUAAAAUCGGGUUGUCAUGGCACAGAGACAACAUUUCCAUUGGUCGCAUGGAUUGCUGGUGGAGCUUGCAAACCCACGUGGCUGGAUUUUGCAAAGCAAAAAUGCCGUUGUCAUUCCGGAUAAAUUCCCAAAAGCAAUGUAUCAUUUUUUGGUUUUGCCCAAAGAAAAUAUUCCAAGCAUUUUCGAGUUGAGAAAAGAUGACUUGGGAUUGUUGAAUGAAAUGUAUUCGAUGGCAUUGAAUAUAAUCAAAGUCAAUGGUCGUGAGACGGAUGAAUUCAAGAUUGGCUACCACGCUGAGCCGAGUUUGUUGCAACUUCAUCUGCACGUCAUCUCAACGGACUUCCAUUCACCUACUCUAAAAACGGACAGACAUUGGAAUUCGUUCAACACGAAACUGUUCAUACCACAUCACGAAUUAGUGGGUCGAAUCAUAUUCCAAGGAAGGAUUUUGAAAAUGGAUCCAUUGUUGGUGAACGCUCUUCGUCAGACACCAUUGAAAUGCCAUCGAUGCCGCACUGCACCCGAAAAAAUUCAAGAUUUGAAAUCGCAUCUAAUGCUUCAUUUGAAAUGCGCCACAGUCGCUACAGAGGUAUUUAUGAUAACCAAAAUGGGUAGCUGGUCGCUGGGAUUGCUGAAUACCAUGAAAGAUCCAAACAAUUGGAUUAUUUCAAACAAAGAAGCCAUUGUGAUGGUUGACAAGUUCCCGAAAGCAGAAUUUCAUUUUCUGGUUUUGCCCAAAGAAAAUAUUCCCAACAUUUUUCAGCUGUCAAAAGACCACUUGAAUCUGUUGAAUGAGAUGUAUUUGCUGGCGCAAAAUGUGAUCGAGAUCAAGGGUAAACAACUGGAUGAGUUCAAGAUUGGAUAUCACGCGGAGCCGAGUAUGCAACAAGUUCACUUGCAUGUAAUAUCAACCGAUUUCAAUUCGCCGGCGUUGAAAACGAAGAAGCAUUGGAAUUCAUUCACCACGGAAUUUUUCGUGCCUCAUGAAGAUCUUGUUAAACAAAUCGAAGUAAACGGGAAGGUGUCGAAGCUCAACGCGGACGUAGCAAAGGAUCUUUUGUCAACGCCGCUUAAAUGUCAUCGCUGUGAUGCAAAGCCAAAAACGAUACCUGACCUAAAAGCGCACAUUCUGCAACAUUUGAAAUAAUAACAAUGCCACAUCCAUGUCCAAAGUUCCAAAUAAAAAAACACAAUCAAAUCAAACUCAA
Molecule: messenger RNA, 1495 nt
Organism: Sitodiplosis mosellana (orange wheat blossom midge)
Lineage: Eukaryota; Metazoa; Arthropoda; Insecta; Diptera; Cecidomyiidae
Gene: Aptx
Product: aprataxin-like protein
Exons: 7
Coding region: 304-1434 (376 amino acids)
Biological process (GO): single strand break repair; double-strand break repair
Cellular component (GO): nucleus
Molecular function (GO): double-stranded RNA binding; single-strand break-containing DNA binding; DNA 5'-adenosine monophosphate hydrolase activity
Source: RefSeq, a predicted model, not a curated record